GGUGGCCAUUUCUCUCGAAGUAGAGAGUGACCGGCUAAACAGAACCUGAGCGUUCUAAAACAACACAAAACAACACAAAAAAAUAUGCCGAGAACCGGCGAUAAAGUGAAAGUAAAUGUUAAGGAGCGGGUGGAAGAUGAAAUGUGCGAUCUCAGCUUGUCUGAGCUGAGCGAAAUACCUGUCCGUGAAAUUGCUUCAUUCAAACGGAUCACGGUACUGGAUCUCUCCAGCAAUCGCUUAAUAUCACUAGGACGCAACUUUACCUCCCUCACACGAUUGGUUCGCCUAGAUUUGAGUAAGAACCAAAUACGAUAUCUUCCGGAGGAUUUCGGUCAAUUGGAGCAAUUGCGGCAUUUGGACUUGUACAACAAUUAUCUGCAACAUUUACCCCUGAGUUUUGCCCGUUUGACUCGUUUACGCUAUUUGGACUUGAAGGGGAAUCCCUUGACACCAGCCUGGGAGAAAAUUGUGGGUCGUUGCUCAACUCUGAAGGACUGCCAACAGGCGGCCAAGAAUACUGUCAACAUUUGUGCAAACUUCAAACCCGAAUUCAUUGAACGUGAACAACGACAACAAAACCAAAGCAAUUCAAUGGCUGAAGGAGGCGAUGCUCAAGGUAAUGGGACGACCAAUGCGACCAAAAAGCCAACGAAACCGAAUAAAAAAUCAAAAUCAAAGAAAUCCAUGGCUGCUGGGGACAAUGAAUUGACGUUUAAGCCCGUUAAUGCUGCUGCAACUCCUCCAACGGCAUCUGUGAAUAAAUCUUUGAGUCAACAAAAGACAAAUCAAAAGAAGAAAUCUUCAACAAAUGGAAAGAACUGGCUUAAACUACUCUCCAAGGCUGCAUUUUCCUCGCUGAUGACAUUCCUGAUGCUGUUUAUAAUCAAUGUAUUGCUUAUCUAUAUGAUUAUGUUCAAGAAUCCAGAUAUAGCUGAUAAAAUAGUUGAAUACAUACCACAUCAAUAUCGCGAUUGGAUUCUAACCAAAACAGAAAUCUUUCGGUUGCGUGUUACCGAUUGGAUCUCUGAGUUCCGUACACCACCCGAAGAGCACUGACGUUUUAUUUAUUUGAAGCCGUAACUUAAAGAGGAAUUUCAGAUGGGAAGACAGAGCGCUGAAGGCUUCAAAUAAAUGUUAAAA
This is a messenger RNA of Drosophila willistoni, 1140 nucleotides long. Its product is annotated as leucine-rich repeat-containing protein 59. The coding region runs from base 85 to 1056 and encodes 323 amino acids. The record is from RefSeq and is a predicted model, not a curated record. Gene Ontology annotation, molecular function: protein binding. NCBI's taxonomy places the organism in Eukaryota, Metazoa, Arthropoda, Insecta, Diptera, Drosophilidae. The transcript has 4 exons.